Rhipicephalus sanguineus (brown dog tick) is the source of this 3428-nucleotide messenger RNA. RefSeq lists its product as uncharacterized. The transcript is spliced from 3 exons. The record is from RefSeq and is a predicted model, not a curated record. Bases 427 to 2085 code for a protein of 552 amino acids. NCBI's taxonomy places the organism in Eukaryota, Metazoa, Arthropoda, Arachnida, Ixodida, Ixodidae.
CGUAUUUUGUAGUGAUUUGUUUUCUAGUCCUCUUCAUCUGUGAUCGCGAAGGCACGAGCCAACGCCGAAGGGCGAAAAUAGGAGCAGAUGAGAGGGAAGUAAUCUUAACUGCCGCACGAUGAAGAGACGAUUUGCGAGUGCCUAACGAUCUGCUGUGUGAACAUCUAAGCGAACUUUUAUAUGUGGAGAUUUCGUUUUUGUAAAAUGUUAUGCUAUGUGAACUAUCCUGUUGCGUGAACAUUUUUAUUGCAGUAUUGAGACUGAGUGUGUGAAUGUUAGUUUAUGUGUUUAUUUGUCGAGUUUUGUGAUUGUUGACAUUACGAUCACAGCUGUCAUGUAAGGGAAGAAGCCACACAUAGGCCCCAUAAAAUGCAGCCUCUGGUUGUUAUUAGCAUCGUGAGGUUUCACAGUGGCACAUCCUAAUAUAUGUCAUCAUCUGCUAAGUACAUGCAUUUUCACUUCUACGUGUGUGUUCCUUCAUUUAGGAUGGCGCCAGCUAGAGGAAGAACUGGGCAAACAUGCUGUGUGCCGGGGUGUGACAACAACAGCAUAAAAGACAAAGGCUUGUCGUGGCACGUAUUUCCAAGUGACCUCACCCUGAGGAAAAUAUGGCUCAAACGAAUAAAUAGGAAAGGGCCUGGAGGGAAAUAUGCUCUUUGGCAACCAAAACCGAGCAACAGAGUAUGUGGGGUCCAUUUUAAUGUUACAGGCCAAAGGGCCUACGAGGAUGUUCUUCCAAGGUUUUUCCCAUCAAAAACAUACCCACCCUGGACAAAAGAAACUCAUCGUUCUGCAAAAAGACAGAAACAGCAACAUGAGCCCACACCACCUUGUGGAGAACAGCCAACAGAGGAGCUGGUAUUCCUGCCUGAACUGGAUGUGGCCAGCGUGGUGACCUUGGGUGCCCCAGCCUUGUUGUCUGAACAAGUUGCCACUGAAGAGCAGUGCCCCUCAAAGACUCAGCAUAUGGAUCACCCUUACAGUGUUGCCCAAACAAGCCCCCGGAAAGCAGUCUCUGAGCAGAAGCUACUUGCUGCUUCGCUGCUGGAGUCAACGAACCAACUUCACAGGGAAGUUCAAGAACUUGCAGCACGUAACACAGACCUCCAGGACAGAGAAAAGCACUUGGAGAGAAAGCUUGCUCACAUGCAAGCUGAAAGACUUCGGGCACCUCAGCUACCUGACACAACAAAGUCGCAGGAAAUGUUAGCUGAUGCCAAAAUGUUGAGAUUCUACACAAGCUUUCAAUCUGCGCAGAGAUACAUGCUGUUCAUUAAGUUUGUAGAAGAUGGGUUAUCAGCUUAUCAAGAUGUAACGGGUCAAGGUAUUCCAUGUGUAAUGCACAUGAUGGACCAAGUGACACUCGUGCUCAUGAGGUUCAGAUUGAACCUUCCUGAGCAAGAUCUUGCGUACAGGUUUGGCACGAGUUUGACCAGUGUAAGCCGCAUCUUUUCAUUUUGGACUGAAUUUCUAGCGGCUUACCUCGGACGGGUGCCUCACUGGCCCAGUCGUGAAAUCGUCAAAAGAUUCAUGCCUCAGGUGUUUAAAGAUACCUAUCCAACUACAAGAGUUAUCUUAGACUGCACAGAAAUAUUCAUAAAAACCCCUAGUGAUUACACUGUGCAGAGUGCCACUUAUUCAGCGUACAAAGGUCAGAAUACAGCAAAAGGACUUGUUGGUAUAUCUCCAAACGGCAUGGUGACUUUUGUUGCUGACCUUGCUCCAGGAAGGCUUUCUGAUAAAGAGAUAACACGGUGCAGUGGUCUGUACAAAAAGCUGGAGCAAGGCGACUCAGUAAUGGCUGAUAGAGGAUUUUUGAUUGAAGAUGAUCUUACUGAGCUUGGCGUGUCACUAAAUAUUCCGCCGUUUAUGAAAGGAAAAUCCCAGCUGUCAUUACAGGAUGAACAAGAGACGAGAAAAAUUGCUAAAGUCAGGAUUCAUGUUGAACGUGUGAUUGGCCAACUGAAGACUUUCAAAGUUCUUAAACAGGUAUACCCAAUCACAAUGUCACGGAAGCUGAACUCUGUGUGGAAGGCGUGUGCCUACGUGUACAAUUUCAUGAACGAACCUUUGGUUGAUCGAUGAUCAUAGAAGAGGAAGCAUUGAAAAAUUCUGUCAACAUUCUCAUAGCACUCGUGUCAUUCUGCUCAUGGGAUACGAAGGACACUGCAGAGGAGGAUCCCACAUUAUUUUUGAUAACGUGCAGUGCCUUUGUGCGCAUAAUUUGGCAUCUUUCUUCACGUUUUUUUUUUUUCCUAGACUUCAAUUUUUAGGCUGUGCUCGACCUGUCCGCUUCCUAUAAGUGUUGCUGUAAUUUUCUCAUGAUCAUCCUUGCCCUAUUUAGUUCCAGUCCUGGACUAAGGCCUCUCCCAAUGAUCUCAAUGCACCCUAUAUCUUGUACAAGCCGAUUCCAUUUUAUCCCUGCGUACCUCCUUUCAUCACGCCAUCUAACUUGCUGUCUUCAUCGAGUGCAUUUCCCCUCCCUUGGUAACGAUGCUGUUGCUUAAUCGUCCACGUGUUCUCUGUCCUACACAUUAAGUGACCAGCCCAGGACCAUUUAUUGAGCUUGAAGUCAACUAGAAUAUCCGCUACUUGUGUCUGUUCCAUGAUCCAUUUGGCUGUUUUCCGCUCUCUCAAUGUUGCUUUCACAAUUUUCUGUUCCAUUGCAUGCUGCAUGAUGCUUAACUUUUUCUGUAGUUUCUUUAUGUUCUCUGUUUCAGCACCCAUAUGUUAGAAAUUGCAGUAUCGAGUUAUUGUAUGCUUUCACUUUUUAAGGAUAGUGGCAUGUUGCCGCUCAUUAGUCACGAGUGCUUGCCGUAUGCAAUCCAGCCCGUUAUUCUUCAGUGAAUUUCCUUUUCCUAAGCAAGCUCCCCUAUUAGUAAUUGACCUAGGUAUGCAUAUUAUUGUGGAGACUUUUUUUCUAAUCAUAACCCCUCUCUCUUUCUAGGCUAUUGGGCAUUAUGCUUGUGUUCAGCCUAUUUAUUUUUGGCCCUAUUAUAUGCUUUCUUGGUUUCAGUUCUGAAUUUUUGGGGGGAGGAGGAUUUAUUCCCAUUGUUGCGUAAUAAUGCUAUGUCGUCCCCAAAUCGCAGAUAGCCAAGAUAUUCGUCAGGUUUUAUUCCUAACCCCUCUUUCUAUUGCCAUCUUAUUCUGCCUUUUGUGAAGAAGCAAGGUAGCUGUAGAGUCUAGAUGUCGGCUUGCAUAUUUAUACAUGUUACAGGUGCUCCUUUCUAACUCUGUGCUAUCAGGACUGCUGGUAUCUCAGCCAAGUUGAAGGACUUUUCAUAGUCUAUGAAAGUUAAAUAAAGGGGUUUGUUAUACUCGCCACAUUUCUCAAUUACCUGUGAUUCAUCGAAGAAUAUCUUGCCUGAAGCUGCCUUGCUCAUCAAUUUCAACUAGCCGAGCUUCCCAUCUUGCUGUUUUGUGUACUA